Sardina pilchardus (European sardine) is the source of this 1492-nucleotide messenger RNA. It is a transcript of the gene sftpba, whose product is annotated as surfactant protein Ba. Gene Ontology annotation, cellular component: lysosome. The transcript is spliced from 10 exons. The record is from RefSeq and is a predicted model, not a curated record. Lineage: Eukaryota; Metazoa; Chordata; Actinopteri; Clupeiformes; Clupeidae. The coding region runs from base 95 to 904 and encodes 269 amino acids. Gene Ontology annotation, biological process: sphingolipid metabolic process.
GUACUACUGUCCGUUUCUGCAGUAUAAAAACUGUUCUCAAACAGGGAGUGGUUCAUUUACGCCUCAUUCAGCAGCAUCAAGACAAGCUGAAGACAUGUCGACCUUUUUCAAACUUAUGAUCUUCAUUUGCCUUCAGAAUGGCGUUCCAGCUCGAGUCAUGGAUGUUGAGAACCUAAAAGCUGAGCCAGAACAGCUGCCUACAGAGGCUAUUGACACCUGCAAGACAUGCACUGAAAUGUUUAACCUUCUCAAAGAUCUUGUUUCAGAUCCUGGGGUUCAGGGGAUGAUUAAGCAUGACAUGGAGAUAAUGUGCGAGUCGCUGGGCAAACAAUUUAGUCCUAAAUCAGAGAAGAUCUGCAAGGAUAUGGUGGACAAAAGCCUGCCUUUGGUCUUCUCCGUCUUCAGCAGUGUAUUGAAACCAGGUGUGCUUUGCACUGGACUGGGACUCUGUGUUGUCCAGGUAGAAAACGAGUUGCAAGGUUUCAUGGUCAAACUUCAAACAGCUCUCAAAUCUUCACAUCUAACGGUCAAGUCUGACCUUCAGUGUAAGUUCUGUGUCUAUUUGAUUGAGCUCCUGGAAGGACUUCUGCCUAAAGAGAGGACCGAGGAGGCCAUCGCCCACAUGCUGGAGCAGGUGUGUCACAUCGUGCCCUCGGCGUACAGGGACCAGUGUGUGGCCUUCAUCGAGCUGUACAGUAAGAAACUGAUAGAGCUGCUCCUGAGCCAAUCCAGCCCCCACACCAUCUGCACCCUCGUCCAUCUCUGCAAGGGCGCGGAGACAGCAACCACUGGUGUUCACAUGAGUGGCUAUGCUUGCGCCAUGAACAGCUAUCGGUGCCAGAACCUUCUGACUGCUAUGGAGUGUGGGUCAGUGGAAUACUGUCAGAAAUACGCCUGGUUGUAAAAUCUGUGUGCAUGCUUGGAUAAAGAGAAGACUGGCCUUAGAGGACUGCACCUCAGCUUUCUGUAGUUUCCUCCGCAGAUAGCAGCUCUGUACACAAGCCCACGGUCACUAUAGCAACCUACAGUCACCCACCUACACAAUUGGGAUAUCUUCAGAUUGCUUUCACAGUCUGUCGUUUUUAAUGUGUGAAAAGCAUGCUUUGGGUUCAAGAUUUCUGUGUGAGAUAUCGGUGAAACUUGUAAAGCCAUGCUGUUUAAAUACACAUGAAACCAGAACAUUGCAACAUGUUGUUUUUAACGUCUUUAAAUAAGAUCACACCCAGUGGCUUUGUCAGUGCUAGUCAAUGAAGCCAACCAGUCCACAGUUGAUGCUUAUCAAAUCAAAGUUCCCUGAAGUCCUUGAAUGUUCACCUAAAUUUUACUUUAAUGCUAAGAAUGCUUCUGUUUUCAAUACAUGUCGUAUACAUAUUAUGUGUAUGACAACUCUGUCUUUUCUGCUCCAUUGCUGCCAUUUUUUAUUGGUCAAUCAUACUGCACUAUUUGAUCUGUACUUUGAAUGUGCUAAUAAAUAAUUGUAAAAUACAGAUAA